AUGUUCGACCCGUCCGCGGCGCCGCCCGUCGACGAGUGCCCCUUCUGCGCCAUCGCCGCCGCGCACGCGCCCUACGACCCGCGCCGCCCGCCCGCCUCCCUCAACGCCGAGCUCACGACCCCGUCCUCCUUCGUCGUCCUCUCCACGCCCCUGCUCGUCGCCUUCCUCGACAUCAUGCCCCUCUCGCCCGGCCACCUGCUGCUGUGCCCGCGCCCGCACCGCCCCAAGCUCACCGACGCGACCCCCGCCGAGGCCCGCGAGCUGGGCGCCUACGUGCGCGUCCUGUCGGCGGCGCUGGCCCGCGCCACGGGCGUCGACGACUGGAACGUCGUGCAGAACAACGGCGCCGCCGCCUCCCAGGUCGUGCCCCACGUCCACUACCACUUGAUCCCCCGGCCCGAGAUUCGCGCCAGCGGCCGCCUCAGCGAGAGCUUCACCAUGUUUGGCAAGGGGAGGCGCGAGGAGCUGGAUGAUGAUGACGCGGAGAGGCUGGCCGCCGCGAUACGCAGGGAGGCGGCGGCGGUGCUGGCCGAGGAGAUGCCCGACGAGGACUCGGAUGGGAGUGGGAGGAAGACCAAGUUAUGA
Purpureocillium lilacinum is the source of this 585-nucleotide messenger RNA. RefSeq lists its product as uncharacterized. Gene Ontology annotation, biological process: nucleotide metabolic process. The record is from RefSeq and is a predicted model, not a curated record. NCBI's taxonomy places the organism in Eukaryota, Fungi, Ascomycota, Sordariomycetes, Hypocreales, Ophiocordycipitaceae. Gene Ontology annotation, molecular function: catalytic activity.